Juglans microcarpa x Juglans regia is the source of this 2080-nucleotide messenger RNA. Its product is annotated as protein SLOW GREEN 1, chloroplastic-like. The record is from RefSeq and is a predicted model, not a curated record. Gene Ontology annotation, cellular component: chloroplast thylakoid membrane. Gene Ontology annotation, molecular function: protein binding. Bases 72 to 1121 code for a protein of 349 amino acids. Lineage: Eukaryota; Viridiplantae; Streptophyta; Magnoliopsida; Fagales; Juglandaceae. The transcript has 3 exons.
ACCUUGUUUGUUUCCAUCAGUGUCACAAAAUUAGGGUUUUAGAAUCCCUCCCAUCUCGCUCUCUCACGGACAUGGAGUCCAUUGCCAAACUGAACUACUCCCACCAACCCCUUCAACUCUCACUCAAUCACCACCGUUCGUCAUUCCCAAGACCCUUUUCUCCUCUCUCUUUCAGGAACCCACCUGCGGCAACGCCUCCAUCAUCACAAUCAUGGCCGUCCAUUUCAUUGGUCAUCAAAGCUUCAUCCUCCACCCCCAAAAAUCCUAAAUCCCAACUCUCUAAAACCCUGAACCCCCUCGUCAAAACCACUUGCGUCACCCUCGCCGCCGCCGCGGCGUUGUUCUUCACGCGGUUCCACCUCAAACCCGCCAUCGCCGCCCCGACUGCUUCGCCCAUUGUGGAGCCAGCUAAGGAGUCGCUGGAUACCGCUUCUUCGGCUAAAGAAAAUGAGAGAAUCAUCGAAGAGCAAUUGAGCCACGACCAGAACGACACCGAAGCUCUACGUUCCCUGAUGGAGGCUAGAAUCAAGGCUCGCAAUUUCAAAGAAGCAAUCCAAGUCCUGGACCGCCUGAUCGAGCUCGAACCCGAAGAGUCCGAAUGGCCGUUGUUGAAAGCCAACCUCCAUAGCUACAAUGGGGAGCUGGAAUUGGCGAGAAAUGUGUUCGAGGAGAUUCUAGAGAAAGACCCAUUGCGGGUCGAGGCCUAUCACGGCCUCUUGAUGGUAUCGUCUGAAAAAUCGGAUGAAGAGUCUAUGAAGAAUGUCGCAAAGAGAGUUGAGGAGGCAAUUGAGAAAUGCAAUAAGCUGGGAAGGAAGUCAGAAGUAAGGGAUUUCAAUCUCUUGGUCGGGCAGAUUAAGGUUAUGGAGGGCGAUUAUCUUGCGGCUUUGAAGGUUUAUCAGCAGCUUGUGAAGGAGGAGCCGAGGGACUUUAGGCCGUAUUUAUGUCAGGGAAUUUUGAAUACUAUGCUGGGUAAGAAAGAUGAGGCGGAGAAACAUUUUGAGAAAUUUCGGAGGCUCGUGCCAAAAAAUCAUCCUUAUAAGGAAUAUUUUGAUGAGAACAUGUUCGCGACGAAGAGUUUUCUUCAGAAAGUUGAAAAGGAGAGAGCGGGUUCGAAUCGCUAAGGAAAACGGCUAAUUGCCAAUUGGAUUCGAUCCUUAUAUGAUGAUUGGCCGGUUCUACAGUUUAGUUGGCAUUUGGUCAUGAUUCACUUUCUGAUUGUGGCCCUUAAAAUAAAAGAACUGUCUCACAUUUGCGUAGCAGUAUGUGACUCAUGUCGAGUGGAACAUGUAUACAGAGAAAGCAUGCUAAUGCCGUCAUUCUGCUCCGUUCUGCUCGAUAACACGUAACAGGGGUGUUAUUGAAAUUUUAUACUAUCUCUGUACGGCUAGGGUUAGUAUAAAUACAUAUGAUGUAACCCUACUUUGACAGUUAGUGAAAAUUCAGUCAUCGCUCAUGUGGAUGUAGGUAUAUUGUCGAAACACGUUAAAUCUAUAUGUAUUUUUUUUCUCUCUUUUUACGUACUGUUCAUCGUAACUGCCGCACGCAGCAUAACAAUUGGUAUCAAGAGCUCAGGUUACAAUGUUUGAGAUUUCUUCUGCGAAGUUUGACAAGGUCAAGUUUGACGGAUCUGAAAAUUUUGAAUUAUGGCAGAGGAAGGUCAAGGAUUUGUUAGUGCGUGCAGCAGGGCAUGGUGAAAGCGUUGUACGGAAAGCAGCAUGGACGACAUAGAUUGGAAGGAACUGGAAGUGAAGGAUGUGGCAACUAUCAGGCUUUGUCUAGCUGAUGACGUGAUGUAUCACGUCAUGGAUGAGGAAUCACUGGCGGCAGUUUGGUUGAAACUGGAAAGUCGGUAUAUGUCUAAGUCGUUGACGAACAAGCUUUAUCUUAAGCAAAAACUGUAUGGUCUUAAGUUGUCAAAGGGCUCAGAUCUGAACCUACAUAUCAACGUGUUCAACUAGAUCAUCAGUGAUUUGAAGCGAGUUGAUGUGAAGUUAAAAGACAAAGACAAGGCGUUGAUGUUACUGAAUUCCUUACCUGCUUCUCCUACGUACGAAAAUUUGGUUACAACUCUGAUGUGGGG